Messenger RNA from Diaporthe amygdali, 831 nucleotides. RefSeq lists its product as uncharacterized. The record is from RefSeq and is a predicted model, not a curated record. The coding region runs from base 1 to 831 and encodes 276 amino acids. The transcript is spliced from 2 exons. NCBI's taxonomy places the organism in Eukaryota, Fungi, Ascomycota, Sordariomycetes, Diaporthales, Diaporthaceae.
AUGAAGGCCUCCGUCGUCCUCGCUCUCACCGCUGCGCUGGCCGCAUACGCCUCCCCCAUUGCCCCCCAGGCACCACCGCCAGCUCCGGCUCCCGGGAACAACUUUGGCGCUCGUGACGCUCCUCCUCCCCCACCUCCUGCUCCUGAGCAGCCUCAGCCUCACAGGCGCGGCAACAGGCCAGCUCCUCCUCCCCCGGCUCCCCAGCCGGAGCAGCCUCGCAGGCGCGGCAAUAAGCCUGCUCCCCCCCCUCCUGCUCCUCAGCCGGAGCAGCCUCACAAGCGCGACAACAAGCCGGCUCCUCCUCCCCCGGCUCCUCAGCAGCCAGAGCAGCCUCACAGGCGCGCCAACAAGCCGGCUCCCCCUCCCCCGGCUCCCCAGCCAGAGCAGCCUCACAGGCGCGGCGACAAGCCGGCUCCCCCUCCUCCGGCUCCUCAGCCGCCUCACAAGCGCGAUGACAAGCCAGCUCCUCCUCCUCCCGCCCCUGAGCAGCCUGCUCCUGAGCAGCCGCACAAGCGCGACAACAAGCCGGCUCCUCCUCCUCCUGCUCCUCAGCAGCCCGCCCCUGAGCAGCCGCACAAGAGGGGUGACAAGCCAGCUCCUCCUCCUCCCGCCCCUGAGCAGCCCGCCCCUGAGCAGCCCGCCCCUGAGCAGCCUCACAAGCGCGACGACAAGCCGGCUCCUCCUCCUCCCGCCCCUCAGCAGCCUGCCCCUGAGCAGCCGCACAAGCGCGGUGACAAGCCGGCUCCUCCUCCUCCUGCUCCCCAGAAGCCUCAGCCUCGUGACAACGGAGCCAACCCGCCUCCCCCUCCUCCCCCCAAGCACCAGAACUAG